UUGAAGUAGCAUGGAAACUGCACUGUCCGUGAUGACCUUGUUCCACAACCUUCUGCCUACUGACCUUCACCCUGAAGCCUCGUUCUCAGCUGCUCACUGUGUAAACACCUGCUACUACAACCGGACAUGCGCAUCAGUGUUCUAUGACAGCAUCCUCAAGCUGUGCUACCAGAGUAACACCUGGUUUGAUGACAAAGUAGCCGGCCUAACAACCCAAAUUGGAGUUUCUUACGUCAUUUUUAGAAGAUUGGAUUGUCCGAUGGGAUGGACAUUUUAUAAACCUGCAGCCAAGUGCUUUAAUCUCAAUCAGACGAGGAAGUCGAACUCUGAUGCUAAAAGUUCCUGUGUGGCAAACGGUGGACGACUUUUCAACAUUCACUCUGCUGAAGAAAAUGCAGUUGCUGAAACAGUGAUGAAACGACAAGGGUCUGGCGUUUGGAUCGGACUACAGAAGGGGGAGUCUUGGACAUGGCAUAAGGGCACCGACGUGGACUACACCUACUGGUCAUCUCCAAAAGGAGGUGGCCAAUGUGCUACGUUUAGUAAAACAGCCAAAAAGUGGCUCACCAAAAAAUGCGGUUCUCCAUUUCCUCAUCUUUGUGAGAUUGUCUUACAGAAGGGACAAGACUAUUGUGCUGUUCCCUGAGAACGUCAACUGUUUCACAAUGACAAGCUUGUUUUUCUGUGCUUGGCUUCUUAUCAAUUUGUCAAUUUAAUUAAGCUAUGGUGGUGGCUGAUCUGUUAACGACUGGUAUCAUCACCAUAUAUAUAACAUAUUAUUGAGUGAGUGAGUGAUUUGAGUAAACGCUUUAAACAGUAUUACAGUUAUAUC
Haliotis rufescens (red abalone) is the source of this 832-nucleotide messenger RNA. Its product is annotated as snaclec macrovipecetin subunit beta-like. Bases 11 to 646 code for a protein of 211 amino acids. The record is from RefSeq and is a predicted model, not a curated record. NCBI's taxonomy places the organism in Eukaryota, Metazoa, Mollusca, Gastropoda, Lepetellida, Haliotidae. Gene Ontology annotation, molecular function: signaling receptor activity. The transcript is spliced from 3 exons.